UUAUGGCAACUCGGAAGAAUACGCCGUGGUCAAACGAGGAGGUGCAGACUUUCCUAUGUUUGGUUGCCGAAGAAAGGAUCCAGCGAGAGCUUGAUGGGGCAACUAGGAACGAAAAAGUGUAUCAAGAAAUCUCCGAACUGCUGUCCACACAUGGCUACAACAGGACUUUCCAGCAAUGUAGGGAAAAGUUAAAAAAACUGAAAAGUGACUACAGAGCUGUAAAGGACCACAACGGCCGCAGUGGUUCAAACCGAAAAAGCUGGAAGUGGUACGAACAGAUGGACGGUAUCUACGGCCAUAGACCGGCGAGCAACGGGAGGGAGGGUGGACUUGACUCGGCCACCAGUUUGUUGGAGUCGCUGAUGGAGGAUGGACGGAGGAAACGAAAGAGGGAACAGGAGCAUCUGACUGUCCUGAGGGAGAUGCAGACAUCGGAUGUCGAGCAGCUGGAAUUGAACCGGGCACAGCGGGAGCGCCAUUUACAGAUGGCACUCGAUGAUGCAGCACAUGCCCGAGAACUAGAAGCGGCUUUAAGGAGAGAGGAGAUGGCUACAAUGUCGUCCUUCAACCAGGCCUUUCUGGGAACCCUGAGCCAGCUUGUCCAGGCACUGAACCGGCGGGAUGCUGUUCCACCGCCCCUGGACUGAAACCCCUUUGUUUAUUUUAAUUUAAUGUUUGCACUACAUGUAACAUAUGUAUAUAGUUGGAUGUGUGAAUUUAUAUUAAUAUUAUAUUUUUUUCUAUUUGUAUGCGUGUUUAAAUAAAACCUUUUUGA
Messenger RNA from Rhinichthys klamathensis goyatoka, 775 nucleotides. Its product is annotated as zinc finger protein with KRAB and SCAN domains 2-like. NCBI's taxonomy places the organism in Eukaryota, Metazoa, Chordata, Actinopteri, Cypriniformes, Leuciscidae. Bases 3 to 647 code for a protein of 214 amino acids. The transcript is spliced from 2 exons. The record is from RefSeq and is a predicted model, not a curated record.